This is a messenger RNA of Dimorphilus gyrociliatus, 214 nucleotides long. The record is from the annotation of a GenBank genome assembly. Lineage: Eukaryota; Metazoa; Annelida; Polychaeta; Dinophilidae.
AAUGGUAAAAAAUAACAGAGACAAGAGAAAGGAUGCACAAGAAAUUAGAAAUGGUUAUCUUAGACAUAAGGGAAUAGCAAAAGAAAUUAUAGAUGCUGCUGUUGUAGAGCAAAUGAUGGCUCAAAUCAUACCUUCAGGGUGUUGUAAAAGUAUGCAAAGUACUAAUGCGAAAACUGCUUGCCUUCAAGGCUUAAAUUGUCGGUCAAAUAUUUGA